CGUGUGGUAAACACGCACGCGACGUUGCGGAUUCAGACACCCCGCCAUCCCCUCAAUACCCGCUUCACUGUGACCAGGACGUCAACCCAUCACAUCAGGACAGCUUAGCUCUUUUUCCUUCAAUUGGAAAUCGAAACGCCAAAAUGAAACCCACGGUAGACUAUUCCCUGUACUUGGUUACCGAUUCCACCGAAGCUAUAUUGGGCAAAAGGAACUUGGUCCAUGUGGUUGAAGAAGCCCUCAAAGGAGGUGUCACCGUGGUCCAAUACCGUGACAAGAAAAGCGACACAGGAGCCCUCAUCAGCACGGCCAAGGCACUUCAUGAAAAAUGUCUUCAACACAAAGUCCCGCUCAUUAUCAACGACCGUGUCGAUGUCGCUUUGGCUGUGGACUGCGAAGGUGUGCACCUGGGCCAAGACGACAUGAGCGUGUUUGAAGCGCGGAAAAUUCUAGGUUCCACCAAAAUCAUCGGAGCUACCGUCUCUACCAUCCAAGAAGCCAAGGUGGCUGUAGAGCACGGAGCUGAUUAUUUGGGCAUAGGAACUGUGUAUGCCACUGACACUAAAAAGAAUACCAAGGAUAUCAUCGGAGUUUAUGGCGUCCGCCAGAUUCUUCAUCAUCUGAGUCACAAUGAAAAAUCCUUUUCCAUCGACACUGUUUGUAUUGGGGGAAUCAACGCAAGCAACAUCCAACGAGUGCACCAACAGACAUGUGCACGCCCUGGAUACUCUAAGCAACUCAGCGGUGUUGCCGUUGUCUCCGCAAUAAUAGCAUCUGCAGAUCCGCAGAGCGCAGCCCAACAUCUUAUCCAUCUUUUCAAGAAUAGCAAUCGUCCAAAAUUUGCUCCCCGAAUCAGCAAGCUUUUUUCGUCUUCAGUAAAAGGGCGUAAGGUGCUUAACGCUAUUAAAGCUGUUCACAAUAGCAAGCCGUUGACACACAACAUGACAAAUCUCGUUGUACAGAAUUUCGCUGCGAACGUGGCUCUUUGUAUGGGAGCCUCCCCUAUCAUGUCCAACAAUGGCAGUGAAGCGCCCGAUCUUGCUACCCUAGAAGGCGGCCUUGUCGUCAACAUGGGAACAUCGACCCCAGACGCUUUGUUGCAAUAUCGCCGCGCUAUAGAGGCUUACAACGCCGUCGGCAAUCCUGUUGUGCUUGAUCCCGUAGGCGCGGGAGCUACGACAGUGAGGAGAGAUGCUCUAAAAUAUUUGCUCAACAGCGGAUACUUCACUGUAAUUAAGGGCAACCAGUCGGAAAUUCUAGCAGUGGCCAAGGCAGCCGGAUUACCAGAUCUAUCUCUAAUCACAGCUUCAGACUCCUCGGAAUCCCAACAACAAAGAGGCGUAGAUUCUCAAGGGUCUCUAUCAUCGAGUCAAGCACUCAAUUUAGUCUCGAAACUCGCUAAAUGGGAACAUACGACGAUAUUAAUGACUGGUAGCACUGACUAUCUCUCUGAUGGCACCAGCACUGUCGCCAUCAAGAAUGGCCAUGCUUAUCUGGGUUCCAUCACAGGGACAGGGUGUACCCUCGGCACGGCAAUCUCUGCUUACCUCGCUGCAUCCAACUCUUCCGCAUCACCCGAAGAACUGAAGGUUGAUAGUUUCACUGCUGUCUUGGCUGCCAUUCUCCAUUUUGAAAUUGCGGCUGAAGAUGCUGCCCAGAAAGCCAGUGUGGAGGGCCCAGGAACUUUUGUCCCUGCGUUUUUGGACUCGUUGUAUAAGAUCCGCAUGGAUGUUGUUGAGGAGCGAUUGGACCAAGGAUGGUUGGAUCAGAGGAAGUUGCUGGAGGAUCUUGAUGUGGAUUCCAAUCAGAUGCAGGAGUAG
Molecule: messenger RNA, 1820 nt
Organism: Periconia digitata
Lineage: Eukaryota; Fungi; Ascomycota; Dothideomycetes; Pleosporales; Periconiaceae
Source: the annotation of a GenBank genome assembly